Messenger RNA from Mauremys reevesii (Reeves's turtle), 1757 nucleotides. RefSeq names its product olfactory receptor 4D1-like. The transcript is spliced from 4 exons. Lineage: Eukaryota; Metazoa; Chordata; Testudines; Geoemydidae. Gene Ontology annotation, cellular component: membrane. Gene Ontology annotation, biological process: G protein-coupled receptor signaling pathway. The record is from RefSeq and is a predicted model, not a curated record. Gene Ontology annotation, molecular function: olfactory receptor activity; G protein-coupled receptor activity. Bases 482 to 1426 code for a protein of 314 amino acids.
AGUGGCCCAGGUGGCUGCUAUCAGCCACAGGCAGGCCUCUGGGUUCCUGACCAGCGUGUAGUGCAGCGGGUUAAAGAGGGCCAUGUAGCAGUCACAGGCCAUGACAACCGGCAGAAGGGCCUUCCUGCUGCCCAGGAAGUGGAAGAAAUGGAACUGGGUGAGGCAGCUGGUAAAGGAGAUGGCCUGGUGCCCCAACAGGAAGCCGGCCAGCAUCUUGGAGCGUUUUAACAAUAAGAGAAGUUGGAAGAAUCUGUGACAGGACAGAGUUAAGGUGGUUUGCAAGCUUGAUCUGUGCAUUCGUGGACCUUAACAGGGUUGGAUUUCUUUUAAGUGAAAUCUAAACCUUCAACUUCCAAGUUGACUGUGCUAAAAAUAGGAAGGGAACCGUAAGGAAACGAAGAGCUCAGAGCUUGUGUUAAUCCGCCUUUGAAGAUGAACGGAUGGCCUCAGUUGGACAGCAAGCAUAUUUUGAGGUUAAUAAAUGGAGAAGAAGAACUUCACCCCAGUGACAGAAUUUGUCCUCUUGGGCCUCACUCAGAGACCUGAGCUGCAGCCAUUCCUUUCUGUGACUUUCUUCAUAGUCUACAUAAACACUUGGCUGGUAAACGUCAUCAUCAUCACCACUGUGAUCUCUGACUACCAGCUCCACACCUCCAUGUAUAUCCUGCUGGCCAACUUGGCUUUCCUAGAUAUCUGCGAUUCAUCAGUCAAUACUCCAAAAUUACUCUCAGAUCUCCUCUCACAGCAUAAAACCAUCUCAUUCAAUGAGUGCAUCCUUCAGAUGUUUUUCCUCCACUUCUUUGCUGGCGCUAUGGGGUUUUGCCUUGUGGGGAUGGCGGUCGAUCGGUACGUGGCCAUCUAUAAACCACUGCGGUACUUAACUAUCAUGAACCGGGAUGUAUGUGUGAGGAUAGUGGCACUGGCAUGGCUGGUUGGAUUGGCUCACUCUGCUGUUCAGACAGGACUGCUCCUCCAGUUACCGUUCUGUGGUCCAAACAUCCUGGACAAUUUUUACUGUGAUGUCCCACAAGUCAUCAAACUGGCCUGCACCAACACUCACUUGGCUGAAAUGCAGAUGAACUUAAACAGUGGGUUAGCGAUCAUAAUAAUAUUCAUCAUUCUGCUUAUUUCUUACGCUGUCAUCUUAAUCAAGAUCAGGACACAUGUCACGGAAGGGAAGCACAAGGCUCUGUCCACCUGUGGAACCCAGAUCACUGUGAUGUGUUUUCAAUUCAUACCCAGCAUCUUCAUCUAUGCUUGGCCCAUCAAGCAGUUCGCCCUGCAUAAGGUGGUCUCAGUCAUUUACUCUACAAUCACCCCAAUGCUGAACCCGAUGGUCUACACCCUGAGAAAUGCUGAGAUGAAGAACGCCAUCAGGAGACUAUUGAACAGAAUGCUGUUCUCACGGCAGGAAAGACAGACAUAGUUUAUCUCUCAAUGUCCAUUGGUGUUAAAAACCUGAUCUCAGUCAUAUAUCAGAGAUCAGACAUAUGUGGCACGUGAAAUGUGUGUGUGGUCAAAUAAGAUCAAAUCCUGCACACUCAUGAGAAUCUCAGUUCACAAAUGCAUAAUAGAUGGAGAGCCAGAAACUCCAUGUAAGGAAGAAAAGCAGUCAGUGGAAAUAAGACGUAGCUCCAUAUUGGUAAAUAGUCCAGAUCCCCAGCUGGAGGAAAUGGGUGCAUCUCAUUAAAUGGCUUCCACCGGCUAGGGCUUUAACACUGAGAACUGUUGGUCAAAAUUAUUCUAAGAAUGAUUUC